CAGUCGCUUAACCAACUGAGCCACCCAGGCGUCCUCAAGUAUGUCUUCAUACAUAUGCCUCCAUUACCAGAUCAUACAUGCUGAGGAGCAGAAUUUUGUCUUUCCAUCUCUAGCAACAAGGACAGUUCAAGGUAUAAGAGAAACUUUAUAAUAGUAUUUUUAGGAACAAAUGAAUUAACGCAGAGGUAGGAAAUUUCUAAUGUGGUAUCUCUUUACCCCACAGUACAGAGUACAAACCAUGGUGUAUUUUGUACAAGACAAAACACACAAAAAAGAAUGAACUCUUAGACUCUCUGUUCUGAUCCAGGCUGAUGCCUUGAAUUGAGGCACAUGUCAUUACAGGAGUUGGUGUCAUUUGAGGACGUGGUUGUGAACUUCUCCUGGGAGGAGUGGCAGGACCUGGAUGAUGCUCAGCAGACCCUGUACAGGGUUGUGAUGCUGGAGACGUACAGUAGCCUGGUGUCAUUGGGGCACUGCAUUACCAAACCUGAGGUGAUUGUCAAGUUGGAGCAAGGAGCAGAGCCAUGGACUGUAGAGGAAGCCCCAACCCAGAGCCUCCCAGAUGUCCAGACUGCAGAUGACCUGAUUGAGACCCACCAGGAGCAUCAGAGCAGACGUGUGUGGCAAGUUGGAUUUGCCAACAACAAAACGUCAACUAAGGAGAGAACCAACUUGGGAAAACCAUUUAAUUUGAGUGCAAUCCACCUUUCAAACCUGAUUAUAAAUAAUGGAAACUGUUCAGGAAUGAAGCCAGAGGAGUUUAAUGUGUGUCAGAACAUGUUUCUCCCUGGUGAGCCUGAUGAGAUGUAUGCUGGAGAGAAGCCUGAGGACCAUAAUACAACUGGGAAACCCCUCAGGUAUGGCGAGCAUUGUAGUUUUCAUCAGAAGGAUCGAAUUUUGCAGCCACCUUUUGAAUUUGGUGGGCAAGGGAAGGGCUUCAACAAGGAGGCAACCUUCUUUACACAUAGCAGUGCUCACAUGGGAGAGCCUACCUAUACAUAUGACGAAUAUCAGAGAGCCUGUGACAAGUCAGCUCUCAUUGCCCAAGAGAGAACUCACAUAGGGGAGGAUCACUGUAGAUGUAAGGAAUGGGAGAACACCUUUCGUGCAAAACCAACACGGUCGAAUCUUCAUAGAGCUGAUUUCAAGAAGCAACACUGUAAACUUAUUCAAAGUGGGGAUAAUUUCUGCAAGAAAUUACACCUCACUCCACUUUCAAGAACUCAGUUAGGAGAGAAAACUUUUGAAUGUGAUGUAUGUGGCAAAACUUUCUACAAAAAGUCUAAUCUCAGUAAACAUCAGAAAAUACACACAGGAGAGAAACCCUAUAAAUGCAGUGAGUGUGAGAAAACCUUCAUCAGUAAAACAGUUCUUACAAUACAUCAGAGAACUCAUACAGGGGAGAAACCCUAUGCAUGUACCGAAUGUGAGAAAUCUUUCUGCCAUAAGUCACACCUAACUGUUCAUCAGAGAACCCACACAGGAGAAAAGCCGUAUGAAUGUUAUGAAUGUGGGAAAUCCUUCUCUGUGAAAACCAAACUCACUGUACAUCUGAGAACACACACAGGAGAGAAACCCUAUGAAUGUAAUGAGUGUAGGAAAUCCUUUUACCAGAAGUCAGCCCUCACUGUACAUCAAAGGAUUCACAAUAGAGAGACACAUCAUGAAUGCAAUGAUUGUGGUAAAACCUUCCAUAAGAAGUCAAUUCUCAUUGCACAUCAGAGAACUCACACAGGAGAGAGACCUUAUGAAUGUAAAGAAUGUGGAAAAUCCUUUGGCCAUCGCCCAGCUCUUACCGUACAUCAGAGAACUCACACAAGAGACAAACCUUAUAAAUGUAACGAAUGUGGGAAAUCUUUCUGUGUAAAGCCAAAGCUCACUGUGCAUCUGAGACUUCACACAGGUGAGAAACCCUAUGAAUGUAAGGAAUGUGGGAAGACUUUCUACCAGAAAUCAAAACUCACUGUACACCAGAGAACUCACACAGGUGAGAAACCUUAUAAAUGUAAUGAAUGUUGGAAAACCUUUUGUGAGAAGUCAACUCUCAAUAGACAUCAGAGAACUCACACAGGAGAGAAACCCUAUGGAUGUAAAGAAUGUAGGAAAACUUUCUACCAGAAGUCAGCCCUGACUGUACACCAGAGAACUCACACGGGAGAGAAACCCUAUGAGUGUAAUGAAUGUGGGAAAACCUUCUGUCAGAAAUCACACCUCAGCAAACAUCAGAGAACUCACACUGGGGAGAAGUCAUGUGGGGCAGAGACUGGCUAUAUGUAUACCAAAACUCACUUUCUCUUUGUGUUGGGCACACAGUUAGGCUGCAUGUCUCAGCCUCCCUUUACUGUGGGUGGAAGCGUGUAAUUGAGCUAUGGCCAAGAGAUCAUGAACACAAAUUAUGACCAUUAUUUCCGUGUCUGGCCACAAAAAAACUUACUUGCGUUUGCUGAUUUUUCAUUCCUUGUGCUCCUGAAGUGCAGAUUACCCACAGGUUUGUCUUUGGAGCCUUAGAUGGUAACCGUGACUUAAGGCAGAAAGGAUUGAUUGGGGAGGGCAGAGAUCUUCUAAACUCUACUGCAAAAAUCUUCACUUGUACUUAUCUGAGUGAGAAAUAUUCACUGUUGAACCCUUCUGUGUGUGACCUAUUUACAACACUGUGAGUCCAUUAUAGCCAGUUUGCUUUAUGAAUUUGAGAUAGGCUUCUCUGAGAAGUUACCAGUCCUUGUGUAGGAGAUUCACAUAGGAAAGAACCUGAGUUCACCCCCAAGUCAAUGGAUGGAAAAAAAUCAAAUCAUAGGAAGAAAGAAAUUCAAUAAAUGCAGGAAUGCCUUUAUUGGCCAGAGACAGCUCAUUGAACACUGAGAAUAAAGUAAAACCUUAUAAAUAUCUUUAAUGUGUACAAUGCCCCUAAGAUUUGUAGAAGCCCUAUUUAUCUAUUGUGAGGAUUUAUAGGGCACACUCGAGUCUCAGGGUUAGUAACAUCCUUCGUCUGAGAUUUACUGAGGCUCCAUUUUGCUGAUAGUGUCCUGAAUGUGAUCUUUAGCCAAAAGUCAUUUCAUACUUUAGAGAUCUUUUUUUCCUGCCUGGAGAAGCUGGGAAGGAGGAACAGUUUUAUUUUCAAACCUAGGUAGUCCUUGCUCCUUGGUAUUUUGUCUAGAUUGAUCUUUAAGACUGAACAGUUUCUUUUAUCUCAUCUGUCUCUACCUAUACCUUAUGGUAAGUGAGUCUACCAGCUAUAAGUUUUUUGUUUUUUGUCUCAGCUAGGAACCCACCCUUGGUUGCCUGACUUUGUGAUGAUGGGGUUAUAUUUCUCCUUUUCCAGCUGACACAUCUUUGGGUUUCCAAGGAAAGAGCCUGGAGGGAGAUUGCAAGGCUGAGCAGCAAGGAUUUUCUUUCUUCUUCUUUGGCAGAUAUCCAUGUGGUUGUGAGCAGGGGUGGGGGAAGGUUCCAGUCCUGUUUCUCUGGUCCUGUUUCGCUGUCCAGAACUUUAACAUGGUGACUCAUAUUUGAAUGUACCUGAAAUGCUUCAAACACUUUACCACUAAGCAUAAAAGAAGUUACCUUCUAUUCCUA
Messenger RNA from Leptonychotes weddellii (Weddell seal), 3570 nucleotides. NCBI's taxonomy places the organism in Eukaryota, Metazoa, Chordata, Mammalia, Carnivora, Phocidae. The record is from RefSeq and is a predicted model, not a curated record.